AUGCAUUCAUUUAUUAAAGUACGCAAUUUCAUCUAUGACGACGUUCGAUUUUCAUAUUGGGAAACUGACAUUUUAUCUAUCUAUCUAUCUAUCUAUCUAUCUAUCUAUCUAUCUAUCUAUCUAUCUAUCUAUCUAAGCAUGUUCGAAUCUAUCUAUUUAUCUAUCUAUCUAUCUAUCUAUCAAAGCAUGUUUGACCUAUCUAUCUAUCUAUCUAUCUAUCUAUCUAUCUAUCUAUCUAUCUCAGAUUUAUCUAAACUAGGGAUUAAAAUAAAUGCAAAAAAAUUGAAACACAUUGGAAAUAAAUGCGAUCUUCUUUCCGAUUUUCUUCCUUUUUUUCUUCGUUUUUCCUCGCUUCUUCCAACGUUUUUUUCUCAACAUUUUUUCAUUCUUUAUUUCUUAUUAUUGACGCGCACUUUUUUCUUCUUUUUUCCUUAUAGCUUCACACUCUUGCUUUCUGUCUUUCUUUCUUUGCAUUCUUCCUUUUUUUCGUACUCAUUAGAUCACUUAGGUUAA
Acanthosepion pharaonis is the source of this 513-nucleotide messenger RNA. Lineage: Eukaryota; Metazoa; Mollusca; Cephalopoda; Sepiida; Sepiidae. The record is from the annotation of a GenBank genome assembly.